GAGGGCAGCUGUGACGUAACCAAAAUCAAUAUGGCGUUGGUGGAGUCUGCUACGUGGAACCGGAACUGUCUUCAAUUUUUACGGAAAAUGGCUAAACCAAGGACUUUUUAGCCACGAUGUCGUAACUAGAAGAAAACCAAGUACUUCCUGAUCUUCCUUAGUGGACGAUGUAUGGUGGAACGGCAGGAUGGGCGACGCCGGGGCUGGAACUCGGCGUCUUUGUGUGCGUCAUUUUCCUACUAGCUGUUCAAGUGGACAAAGCGGCCGGUGUGCAAGUCAUGACUUCCAAGGAGAAACUGGAGGCCAAGAAACAAGUUUUAGAAAUGUUCGACCACGCCUACAGUUCCUACCUGACUUACGCCUACCCUGCGGACGAGCUGAUGCCGCUCAGCUGCAAGGGACGGGUGCGGGGUGUCGACCCAAGCCGCGGGGAUGUGGACGACAUUCUGGGAGGUUACUCUUUGACCCUUAUAGACACACUAGACACACUCGCUGUACUAGGACAUUUAGAUAAGUUUGAAGACGCCGUUAAGAUGAUAAUCUUGCAAGUCAGCCUGGACAACGACGUCGUUGUGUCGGUGUUUGAGACCAAUAUUCGAGUUCUAGGGGGACUUCUUGGAGGGCAUGUUGUGGCCAGUCUUCUCAGGGACCAAGGUGAGCGUAUGCAGUGGUAUCGGGACGAACUGCUUACACUAGCGAAGGAUUGCGGCUAUCGACUGCUUCCUGCCUUCAACACUACCACGGGCAUGCCGUACCCUCGCGUGAACCUACGCCACGGGAUCGUCAAGGGACGGUCUCGCACAGGUACGGAGACGGACACCUGCACGGCUUGUGCUGGCACCAUGAUUCUGGAAUUCGCUGCCCUUUCUCGCUUGACGGGCGACCCAAUUUUUGAAGAUAAGGCCCGCAAGGCCAUGCAGUUCUUGUGGGAGCGCCGACAACGGUCCAGUGACCUGGUAGGAACCGUUAUCAACAUUCACACAGGAGACUGGGUCCGUCGGGAAUCCGGGGUGGGGGCGGGGAUAGACUCCUACUACGAGUACCUGUUCAAGGCCUACAUGUUACUGGGGGACGCGGCAUUCCUGGAGAGAUUCAACACACACUACGCUGCUGUAAUGCGAUACAUUAGCCAAGGCCCAUUGCUGCUGGAUGUGCACAUGCACAAGCCAAACGUCGUCUCGCGGAACUUCAUGGACUCCCUCCUGGCAUUCUGGCCAGGCCUGCAAGUCCUGACGGGCGACAUCAAACCCGCCAUCGAGACACACGAGAUGCUGUACCAAGUCUUACAGAGGCACAGUUUCCUACCCGAAGCAUUCACCACUGACUUUAAAGUACACUGGCCACAACAUCCUCUCAGACCAGAGCUCGUAGAAAGUACGUACUUCCUAUACAAAGCAACAAACGAUCCUUACUACCUCGGGGUGGGAAGGACCAUCAUGGAGAACAUCCAGCGCCAUGCUCGGGUUCCCUGUGGGUUUGCAGGCUUGAAAGAUGUAAGGACAGGAAGUCACGAGGACAGAAUGGAUUCCUACUUCCUUGCAGAAACAUUCAAAUACCUGUACCUGCUCUUCACAGAGGAGGAAGACCUGUGGUUGGAUCUUGACGAUUACGUGUUUACGACCGAAGCACACUUGCUUCCCCUCCGGCUCGCAACCUCGUUUGUGAACACCUCGCAGAGCGACUCUCCGACCGUUACCGUGACAACUUUUCCCACCGCGUCCGACCGCAAGUACCAACAGUCGUGUCCCAAUGUCAACUACCUCUUCCCCGGGCACAAGACAUAUGCGAAGACUAUACGACAUCCACUGAAAGACUUUGUAGAGCAACGAUGCCCCCAGCCGACCUCUGCAAGACCAAGGGAGAAGAUACAAGCGAGCAGGAAACCGGCUCUGCGGGCUCGUGAUUUUAUCGCUGAUAAUCCGGAGCACAUCCAGGCCUUGCGUAAGAUGGGGAUACGACUGGUUACAAUGCAGGAUGGUCGCGUGCAACUCCUCCACACGUCCACACAGGCCUUCUCCCCAGAUGACGCGGAGGAAGGCAUGCGCUUCAUGCAGGAGAUGAUCGAGUUGUCCAAAACGCAGGGGGAGAGCGAUCUACAGCCACGCGUCGUACAGCUCACAUCUCCGCCUUUCUUGGGCAGCGUAGUGCUGACAGCAGGACCGGCACAGUUCGGACCAGACUUGGUCGGCACCCCGGGCGUUUCCGGCACCGUCGUGAUCGGAGAAUCCAUCAAAGGGUGCACUGACCUGACAAACGCAGCUCAAGUUCGCGACAAGAUUGUCCUCAUGGAGCGGGGCAGCUGCAUGUUUAUCGAGAAGGCACGCCGGGCGCAGGAUGCAGGCGCGGCCGCGGCCAUCGUGAUCGACAACACCCAGGGCACGAGCAGCGACACCGCACCUGUUUUUGCCAUGUCAGGGGAUGGCGUGAAAGACGUAUACAUCCCAAGUGUCUUCUUGUUUCAAAAGGAAGGCAACCUUCUGCUGGAAGCCAUCAGAGACCAUGGCACGGUAGAAGUCCUACUUGUGGACAAGGCUCAACCCCCAGAGAAAAUCAUUCGCAAACAUGCAGAGGAGGAAGAAGCGAGACUCCAAGAGAUGGACAUCAAUGUCGAACUGAAGGUCAAAGAUGAACUAUGAUUUAGGACUUGUAAACAGUGUCAUCUAAUGUCACAAUCAGUGCAAUGAGUGCUAAUGAUUCAGGCAGUGCAAAACACAGUAUAUCCUUGUUUGUGGUGGUAAAUAUUUGGUGAGAACUAGUGCAACAUUUCUUCCAUUAAUUGGUACAAAUUCUUCAGGUAUGAUUAGAAAUCAGUGUUGGAAACAUGUUAGAAAUGAUAAUCACAUGUGUGGUGUCUUUCCUGAUACAGUAUUCUUUCUCAAGAAGUAGAGGAAUUACUGCUGUUUAUUUAGAGCGAAAUGAAAAUGCAAUGACAACUCUACUUUUGACAUUUUUGUGGCACAAGAAUUCUGUGUAUAUUUUCCCAUAAUGAGGCAAAAUGACUCAGUCCAAUGGUUCCCCACAUGUUCUAAAAUUUUCAUAACAGUAUAGCUAAAGAACAAGUCAGGGUGUAUUUAAUUUCAUCAAGUAUCAUUCGGGUUAGAUGAUACAUUGUACUACUACUAGUAUGCAGUAAUGUUAAUGAUACAUACAAGACUUGAAAUUGACAGGAUGGAUUUAAGUCUUACCAAGCUUAUCUUUUAUUGCGAUAAUUUGAAGACACAAAAAAAAGACCAGUGAAACAUCCUCAACAUUUCACUGCCAUAGAAUUUCUCUAUUGACCCAGAUAUGUGAUAUUAUUGUAAUUAGUGCACAGACUACAGAAGUUCAAAAUUUCUUUUGUUGGAAUUGAAAUCCAGUGAGUUUGGUUAGUAAAGAUACUGUUUGUCAGAAAUUAAUAUUCACCCAUCCCUUUUAUUAAAUAGUUUGUGCUGUCAUUUGUAUAUUUACUUUUUCCUGAAAUGAAAAGUAUUCAGACAGUAUAAUUCGUACACAGUCAAUGAUUCAGGAUAUGUAGAAAUGUUGUGUCAUAAAAAGAUUGUGAAGAAUUGAAAAUGUUGUGAAGAGGGAAUGCUUUGUGUUUUACCACUAUUUCUGAGGUAUAGUUUCCAUAGUUGAAACAGAUUUAUGUAUAAAUACUGUUAUACCUGUAUGUUGGGGCCCAUAGUCAGUAAAGGAACAUUGUCAUAUAUAAUUAUAAUUCCCUAACUUUUGUUUUUGUCAUAUCACAGUCAUGCAUAUAAUUGUAAAAUGCAAUAGCGGUUGGAUGUCAAGUUGAAGUUACAGUGAUACAAAUGUUGACAACUACAUGUUGAAAAUACCAGUAACACAGUACUUGUAUAUACUAUAUGAAUAAAAGGUACAAAAUUUC
Molecule: messenger RNA, 3868 nt
Organism: Branchiostoma floridae (Florida lancelet)
Lineage: Eukaryota; Metazoa; Chordata; Leptocardii; Amphioxiformes; Branchiostomatidae
Product: ER degradation-enhancing alpha-mannosidase-like protein 3
Exons: 1
Coding region: 168-2636 (822 amino acids)
Biological process (GO): carbohydrate metabolic process; mannose trimming involved in glycoprotein ERAD pathway; endoplasmic reticulum mannose trimming
Cellular component (GO): membrane; endoplasmic reticulum
Molecular function (GO): calcium ion binding; mannosyl-oligosaccharide 1,2-alpha-mannosidase activity
Source: RefSeq, a predicted model, not a curated record